GGUCAGUAAAUGUUUUAGUUUUUGUCAUCUCUGAUAAAGCCUCAGUUGCCCUUUGGUACUGUUAUACGUUUUAUCUUUUUCGUUCCAAACUGUUUUGCUUUUUCAUCUUUUAUUUAAAAGCUGUCCGGAAAGCACAAGAGGAAGCCAAUUUAAGUUCAUUUUCUACCAUUCGGGGUUUCUUGAACAAAUAACAAAAUAGCAUGAAUUUUCUUGUUUAUUUGCUGUUUCUUCUGCAUUCUGGCAUUCUUGUCAUCGGGAGAGGAAGGAUAAUAGCUACACCAGGACAUGUGAUUGCAUCAUCCAGAUCUAAACUUGGUGAACAAACAAAACAUCAGACAGUUUUGACUGAAGAUGGAAAAGUUUGUAAAUUUCCUUUCCGGUAUGGUGGCUCUGUACAUCAUCGCUGCAUAUCCAACUUAUUCUCAUCAAGACCAUGGUGUGCUACUACUCAUAACUUUGACCGGGAUCAAGAGUGGGGCAUUUGUGCUCCUCUGCCUGACACUGUUCAAGAUUACUGUAAAAGCAAACCCUGUCUCAAUGGUGGACUCUGUGUCAGUGAUCCUCACUUGAUGUCCUAUCACUGCAUUUGCACAGAAGAAUUUACAGGGAAGACUUGCAAACAAGCUAAAUGCUAUGAACCAGUUCAUCUCAAAUACUAUGAUGUGGGAGAUAUAUGGGGAAGAAUCUAUGAAGGAAGAGUCGAGCAGUGUUCCUGUUCAAAAGGCAUUAUUGAGUGUCAAGUAGUACGCUAUACAGGUUGUAGUAUUAAUCCUUGCCAGAAUAAUACAUCAUGUCGGUGGAUUGUUGCUACCAACGAGCCUGUGUGUGCCUGUAAGCCAGGAUUUGUUGGAUCCCUCUGCACCUUCACAUCAAAUACUGACUGUUUUAACAAUAAUGGCACUGACUACAGAGGGACGGCUCACACAACUCAGCUAGGAGCCACCUGCCUUCGCUGGAAUUCAGACAUCCUGCACUUCAAUGAAAGGACUGCAGAGCAGGCUGCACAACUCGGUUUAGGAGCUCAUAACUUCUGCAGGAAUCCAGAUAAUGAUGAAAGUCCAUGGUGCUACAUUUUAAAUGGAAGGACUAUUUCUUGGGAAUACUGCAAUAUUAAGCCCUGUCAACAAACUCAACAAAUAGAUGUCACAAUGACUGUGCAGGCUGUUGAAGACCCUUCUGGAGACCCCUCAGAAUCAGAAGUUCCACAAUUAUUUGUAAGAGUUCCAAUUACUGAGACUACCCAGUCAAAGACUGGGCCUGCCUGUGGCAAAAGACACAAGAAGCGAAGGGCUCCGGCUGGGAGAAUCAUAGGUGGAACAUCUUCUCUGCCCGGUGCUCACCCAUGGCUUGCUGCUCUUUAUAUUGGCAAAAACUUUUGCUCAGGAAGUCUUAUAAUGUCUUGCUGGGUUGUGUCUGCAGCACACUGUUUUUCCAACAGCCCUCUAAAGUCAAGUAUUCGAGUUGUUUUGGGACAGCAUUUUUUUAAUGACACAGGUCCUAACGUGCAGACCUUUGAAGUGGAUAAGUACAUCUUUCCUGAUAAAUUCUCAGUUUUUAAUGAAGCUGAACAUGACAUUGUGCUUAUCAAACUGAAAAAGAAAGAUAAACACUGUGCAAAAAGGACUCAGUUUGUCUCUACAAUCUGCUUACCAGAGCCAGACAUCACUUUCAUUCCUUCCACCUACUGUCAUAUUGCUGGCUGGGGACACUCAAAAGAAGGUGCACAGACCUAUGAAAAUCACCUACAAGAAACUGUAGUUCCUAUAAUUUCUUCCAAACAUUGUAGCAGUCCAGAAGUCUAUGGUAAUGCCAUCACUGAAAAUAUGUUAUGUGCGGGACAUCUUGACUGCAGGAGAGAUGCCUGCCAGGGAGAUUCAGGGGGACCACUGGCAUGUGAACAGAAUGAUAUCUUUUACUUGCAUGGAAUCAUCAGCUGGGGGGAUGGCUGUGCCAGAUCAAACAAACCAGGGGUGUACACCAGAGUCUCCAGAUAUAUGGACUGGAUUAAAAGUAGCAUAAAACCAAAGCCUAAAGCCAACGAGGAACAAAUGCAACAAAUUCCGCUGAAGUGAUUUGUACAGUAGUUAGAAUUUGUGUGCAUUGCAUGGAUGUAACAAAACCUUUCAAACUCAUCUUAAAUUGUUGAUGUCAUGUAUUUACCUGUUUUAAAACCACAAAACUGCAGUUGUAUGUUAAAAGAAAAUAUCUGCAAUUUUGCUUAGAUUUUUUAUUUUAGUUAAAUGCCUUUAUUUUGUUUUGUGUUUGUAACAGAAAAAUGCAUGUUUUAAGGUGGAUGUUUCUUUUGUUGUCAAUUUACGAACAAGUACCAUAUUUUUAUCAGAAAAAAAUGGGGAAAUCAAAAGGUGUCAUGCAUAAGAUAAAUCAGUCAGUCCAUUGAUUGGUAAAUUCCUAUAAAAAGUGAACAAAC
Molecule: messenger RNA, 2428 nt
Organism: Erpetoichthys calabaricus (reedfish)
Lineage: Eukaryota; Metazoa; Chordata; Cladistia; Polypteriformes; Polypteridae
Gene: hgfac
Product: hepatocyte growth factor activator
Exons: 15
Coding region: 201-2072 (623 amino acids)
Biological process (GO): zymogen activation; blood coagulation
Cellular component (GO): extracellular region
Molecular function (GO): serine-type endopeptidase activity
Source: RefSeq, a predicted model, not a curated record